GGGCGGGGUGGGCCGUAGGUGCAUGGGGCGGUGGGAGGGGGCGGUGUCCGGGGAGGCGCAUCAGCCGUUGCCGCCGUCGCGGGGUCCCUCCCCUUCGGCGGCCCGAGUCCCGCGGGGAGCGGUGCGGCGGGGAUGAGGAGGGCAGCCUCGCACCCACCAUAGCGGCGCGGCCGCCUCAGCCAUGAAGCGGAAGAGCUGGUCCGAGGCUCGGCGCCGGGCAACCCCGGCCCCGCCGGCUCUGAAGAGAACUCGGGGAGCGGUGUCGCGGGCGGUGGGGGGCGAGGUGGAGCUGCGGCAGCCACCCCCCGCCGCACCGGAGACCUGCCUGAGGAUCGCCGAUCGCCUUUAUUUUGCAAUUCUCUGCCAAAAACCAAAGAGUGGAGCUGCAAAUACCCAUUAUUUCUGCAUAGAUGAUGAAUUUGUGUAUGAGAACUUCUAUGCAGACUUUGGACCACUCAAUCUGGCAAUGGUCUACAGAUACUGCUGUAAGCUAAAUAAGAAAUUAAAGUCAUUUUCAUUGAUAAGGAAGAGAAUAAUUCAUUAUACUGGCUUUGAUCAGAAAAAACAAGCAAAUGCUGCAUUCCUCAUAGGCUCCUACGCAAUAAUAUACCUGAGAGAAUCCCCAGAAGACAUGUACAGGCUUAUAUUGUCUGGAAGCGUUUCAUAUCUUCCUUUCAGGGAUGCUUCAUUUGGUACUUGCAGUUUUCAUCUGACACUGCUAGACUGUUUCCAUGCAAUAAACAAGGCUUUGCAGUACGGUUUCCUGGAUUUCAGUACUUUUGAUGUAAAUGAAUAUGAGCAUUAUGAAAGAGCAGAAAAUGGAGAUUUUAACUGGAUAAUACCAAACAAAUUCAUUGCCUUCAGUGGACCUCAUUCAAGAAGUAAAAUUGAAAAUGGCUAUCCCCACCAUGCUCCAGAGGCUUAUUUCCCAUACUUCAGAAAACAUAAGGUCACCACUGUGGUACGCCUCAACAAAAAAAUGUAUGAUGCCAAACGAUUUACAGAUGCUGGAUUUGAGCAUUUUGACCUCUUCUUUGCUGAUGGAAGCACACCUAGUGAUACUAUAGUUAAAACCUUUCUAAAUAUUUGUGAAAAUGCUGAAGGUGUUAUAGCCGUUCAUUGCAAAGCUGGUCUUGGGCGAACUGGUACACUUAUUGCCUGUUACAUUAUGAAGCAUUAUCGGAUGACAGCUGCUGAAACUAUUGCCUGGAUUAGGAUAAAUAGACCUGGUUCAGUGAUUGGACCACAACAACACUUCCUCAUGGACAAACAGGCAGAACUUUGGACAGAAGGAGAUAUUUUCCGUGCAAAGUUGAAAGGAAACCGUAAAAUUGCUGUAACAAGAAUUCUGUCAGGAGUAGAUGAUAUUUCAAUUAAUGACAUGAGAAACAGGCGAACCAUCCGAAAGGACAUUGAACUGUACAGUGAUGAAGAUGAAACAAACUGUGUAACACAAGGUGAUAAGCUGCGUGCUCUGAAAAGCAGAAGGCAGUCAAAAGCUUCAACUACGUCUCCGUUAACAUGGCUCCUAGCUAUGCUGGUGUCUACACUGUGUAGCAUUGUCAUCUGGUGGAUUAUAUGUGGCUCCCUCCUGCCCAGCCUACUAUUCUGUCUAGAUGGUUUAAGAAAAUAGUAACCAUCACCUGAGAGAGAGCCACUGUCAGCCAGUCCAUCCCAAGGGCUAGAACAGUAUUGCGUUAAAUUUCAAAUAAGGAACUGGUACUGAAGACAAUAUUCAAGAAUGAUGGGGACAUGACUAAAGGGGAUGUAAUUCAAUUCAAGGAGGAUUACUUCAGCUCCAUCUUUCAGCAAAAGUGAAACAGAAGAAUUUCUUCCAUACUCGUAGAAUAAAACAAACUGUCAACAUGCUUGGUAGAAAUGUUUCUAAUGUGCUAACACUUUCUCAGACAAAACCAACAAAAUCAAUGUACUUUCAAACUCAGGUGUAAAUACUUAAGCUCUUUAUUAUAAAGAGGGCUUGCUAGUAUAUAUGAUGCAUGUGUAUAAAUUGUGAUGGCAAUCACUUAGCUGCUGACCACCAGAAAUUAAAGAUGGUGGGAGGUUUUAAGUAUAUAAAUCUGUGUUGUCUGUUCAGACUGGACUCAAGUCUUCACUUGGGUCUGAAAAUGAACCACAAUAGGCUUUUUUUCUUAUAGUCUUGGUACUCUCCUGUGUUAAUUGGCUAUUCUUUCUUAUUUUGUAUGAAGUUUUUUAUGAAGCCGCAGUAGUGAGUACACAAAGUGACUAUGGCCCACCAAAGAGUGCUUUAUUUUCAAGGGUUGUGUGGUUUGUUUAUUUUGAAAUACACUAACUGUGAUUAACUUGUUUUUAAUAGUAAUAGAUUCUUAGUUGUUCACAACCAAUGGCACCUUUAACUAGUUGCAGUUGCUUUAAAUCUGGUACGAUUUCAAGGGGGAAGAAAACCAGCUUACAUUUAAAGCAGUAUCAUCAUAUUGAAAUGUCAUUAUUGUUUCCUUCCCCAUCUUCAAGUCUUUUAGGUGACACUUCAGAUUAGCAUACGUAAUAGGUAAGAUUUUUUCCCAGGUUCUAUUGGUACACUUGACAUGUGUAUGUCAAGUACACAGUGACAUGUGGAUGUCACUGUUUUUUAGCUUUGAGACAAAUGAGUGCAGCACACUAAAAAGGGAAAAUAAGCUUGCUGUACAAUUGAGAUUGGUAGUGGAACUCAGGGGUGAGUAGAGUUUUUUAACAUCUAAUUACCACAGCUCCUCUCUGUUAAAAAAGCAGUGUGAUUUUUAGAGAGAGCUGAGACUGACAUUUUCAUCCACUACAAGACUGCCUUCAAACACUGGCAGCAUUUUUUCCCUACCACUUUUCGCUUUAUGAAAUCUCAAAGCUGAAGUUUGUAGCUGCAUAUCCCUCAGACGAGGACUGUUACCACGUAGCCUUAAAUAUGAUAAGAGUUAUGUGUCACUGUAGUGACUCUAACAGUAGAAAAAACAGAAGAAACUGAGAUACCUGAAAUGUUAGCAGUGGAAUAACUGAAGAUUUUAAAUAUACAGAUUACCUCUGCACAGGGAAGAAUUUUCUUUUUAUGAAUGUAAGUGGGCAAGUUUGGUGACCAGUUUCAAUCUAUAUCCUUCUAAAUUAAAAUUAAACUAUUAGGCUGGUGAUUUUUGAAUUCUGAUAUGAAUAACCACACACUGGCUUGAAAACAAUUUGUGGCAAAAGCAUCAUGAGUUGGAGAGGAGGCAAGAUGUAAGCUUACAGGUAGCAUCCACGAGUUUGGAUAGUCAAAAUUUGCAAAUACAAAUAAAGCAGAAGAGCAGAAGAGGCUUAUAUGGUGCAAAAUAAAGGACCAUUGAGUCUCAGAUAUUUUUUGUUUUCCUCUUAACCGUCACCACCAUUUUCUUAUAGGUGAAAGCACCGAAAAGAGAGGGACUGAAUUCACCCUGAUACAGUGAUUAAAAUUUAUAUUUUCUUUUUAUUUUUUUUUUAAAGCCAUUUGCCCAAAAGCUGGAGUACAGGUAACCACAGUAGUAGAUAUAUUACGCAAACAUUAAUCUGUGUUUGACAGAAAUUCUUACCUUGGAACGUGGAAGGGAUGAAACUAGUGAUGUGAGAGGGUGAGAGUCAAUACAAGAAGUAAUAUUUAUUAUGUUUGGCCUUACCCUUCUCUCAGCUGAGCUUCCUGUUUUCCCAUCUUUGUUCUAACCUAAAAAUAACCAGCCUAUUUCACACCCCUUAUGAAUUCCAAAUUGGAAUUUGCCCUUUCUAAAGUAACCAGCAUAGCCCUUAGCACUGUCAGGCUCAUAAAAAGAAAUUUGCAUAAAAGCAGCACACAAACACAACAGGAACUCUAGCUAAACCAAAACUGCAUGUUUGGCAUGAGUGUGUUACAAGAUACCCCUUCCACCUCCCAGUAUCUUAGUGACAUAUAAAUGUCAAAGGCAUUUUACAUUUGAACUCUCCAAACAGCCUUAAAUGGAAGACCAACUCAUUACCUCGUUGUGUCCCAUCUAACUGUAUUGCUUAGUUUGUUCUUCUGAAUUUUUAGUACUUUGUCUAGCAUUUUUAUUGUACCAUACCAAAACUGUCUUAGGUGCAAGAAUGAAGAGGAGGCAUGGGUGAGUGUUGGUGGGCAUGGUUUCUCAAUCUUUCUUGAAUUGAGGGGUACUAUGUGCCAAAAUGGAAUGUGUAGCAGCAGCUGCAUCACCAUUACACCAUGGAGCAGCUGAAGGAAGUUAUUUCUGCUGUCAUUAAUAAGAAGUUUUCCCUUAGAAAUUCUUUCCCCCUUUCAGAUAUAUGACAGGUGGAAUCUUCUUUGAUCUCUAAACUCUAAAAUAUGCAAUAUACUCAAAAGCUGUAAUAUCUUGUGUCAAAUUGCUAGCUCCCAUUACAGCAUCAAUAUCUUAACUUGAAUGUUACCCUGUAUGUUGUCUUUUUGCCCCAGUAUGACAAUGGAGGAAGUGCUGCUGAUUUAAAGCAAAAUACGAUUUGGAGAUACUCAUGCAUUAAAAAGAAAAAAAGAAAAAAAAGAAAAAAAGACAAAAAGAAAAAUGUGAUGUUCAGUUUGUUGCACUGCAGUUUUUAUAUUAAUGGUUUGCAGACUGUUUGUGUUGAGUAAACUCAUGUGCAGACUAUCAAGAUCUAAAGUUCCUAAUCUGCUCAUCCUGAUUAUUUUUGAAUUGUAUAUUUCUAAUCAUAUUUUUUUAACUUAGAUUGACAGGAGUUUAUUUUGCUGACGGUAUUUUUAAAAUAAAGCUUCGUAUUAUCUUGUAAUACUAAGUAGUUCAAUAUGCAUUUGUGUCUCAUUGGAAAAUACCGCAUAUUGAUUUUAUACAAAGUAUCGAAUAGUGAGAAUUGUAAACAUGAACUGUGUAAAAUUAAAAAUAACAAGAAAUUGUUUUCUCACUUUUAUUUCCAAUAUUCUAAAAAAUUCAGCACAAAAAUAUCUGUACUACACUGACUCAUAUGUGCUCUGAAAAAUAAUGCAGGAAUCUCUGCUGCCUAAAAACCUUUAAUUAAAGCACAAAUCCUUAAAA
Messenger RNA from Neopsephotus bourkii (Bourke's parrot), 5006 nucleotides. RefSeq names its product cell division cycle 14B (gene CDC14B). NCBI's taxonomy places the organism in Eukaryota, Metazoa, Chordata, Aves, Psittaciformes, Psittacidae. Gene Ontology annotation, biological process: positive regulation of cytokinesis; protein dephosphorylation; regulation of exit from mitosis. Gene Ontology annotation, cellular component: mitotic spindle; centrosome; nucleolus. Gene Ontology annotation, molecular function: protein tyrosine/serine/threonine phosphatase activity; protein serine/threonine phosphatase activity. The transcript has 14 exons. The record is from RefSeq and is a predicted model, not a curated record. The coding region runs from base 182 to 1633 and encodes 483 amino acids.